Molecule: messenger RNA, 408 nt
Organism: Loa loa (African eye worm)
Lineage: Eukaryota; Metazoa; Nematoda; Chromadorea; Rhabditida; Onchocercidae
Exons: 2
Coding region: 1-408 (135 amino acids)
Source: RefSeq, a predicted model, not a curated record
AUGGAAGAAGUUAUAUCAAAUGGUAAUAUGACACCCGAUGCAUCGAUGUGUAAAUGUCCCGAACCGCCAUUACAUCAAGAAACUUUCACGUCAACACCAUAUUGUUCCCGUAUUUGUACAUGUGAUGGACGGAAAGAGCGUAACAAAAUACAUCAGAAAAUUAAGAAUUGGAUAAUUGAACGUGAAUCGCUGAAAGAUCAACGUUUACUGAAAGAAACGGCAAAAAAAGAUUCUGGAUUUUAUUCGUCGGAUGAUUCGGACAAAGAAAAUCGUCAUCCUGGAAUUUAUUCAUCGGAUGAUUCGGAUAAAGAAAAUUGUCCUGGAAUUUAUUUACCGAAUGAUUCGGAUAAAGAAAAUCAUCCUGUAAUUUAUUCAUCGGAUGAUUCGGACAAGGAAAAUCGUCCGUAA